Heterobasidion irregulare TC 32-1 is the source of this 1678-nucleotide messenger RNA. RefSeq lists its product as uncharacterized. The record is from RefSeq and is a predicted model, not a curated record. NCBI's taxonomy places the organism in Eukaryota, Fungi, Basidiomycota, Agaricomycetes, Russulales, Bondarzewiaceae. Bases 1 to 1107 code for a protein of 368 amino acids. The transcript is spliced from 4 exons.
AUGCGCCCACCCCGUGCGAAGCCAGCACAUACGCCGGCUCCGCCCCCUGACCCGUUCUUGACGUGGAUGCAACGCAUUGCCGCGUCUGUACAUCACGAAUCUGCGCCGAUUAGCGGCGCCCGAGGCACCGACAUGAUCUCGCACGUCGAUGUCACCGAUACCAGCACGGUCGCGUUGAUUAUCGUCGAUACCCAGACACAAUCUCUCAGCGACUCUGGCGGGGCUAGUGCACGGAAGGGCCUCUCGAUCGCAGGCAUACGUCACGUCCGAACCGCGCUGCGCGAGCCAAGCAAGCCAGGCCUGGGAGGCCCAAUUACGACCCUCCAUGACUGCAUCGGCUUCCCUGCCAACGGUCAGCGCCCCGAGGACGUUCUCUGGACGUGCGUUUCCGGCCUCCGAAGCUCGCAGAGCCUCCUCUCGACCAAGUCGGGCUCGGGCUCGGAGUGGGCAGCCACGCACGGCGAACGCCAGGCGCCGGCCCCGCGAUCGCUCGCGGUGCGUGACCGCCCUCUGCGCACGUCUAGAAGCCGCCUCGAGGCCUCGCCAUCGACGAAGCCCCGUCCGCGCCUCUUUGUUCGGGGACACAGGAUCCGGCCACGCACGAUGCAAUGCGCCCGAGCCCCGACCGUGACGCCUCAAACGCGCUCGCGCACAAACACACACACGACGGACGCUUCGGCGGGGCUUCCGAUGGGCCAGGGUGCAGCCCGAUCCGUCGAGCCACGCUGCAUGGCCCUGCGUAAGCACCCCGGUUCCCCAAUUGAGCGUGCGUUUGUUCGUGAGGAGCGUGCGCGGUCAUCUGACGAGGUACGUGACGGAUCCACCAAUCCCGACUCGUCCACCGCAUUCAAACGCUUGCCGCCUUCCGCGGCCGCGUGCCAGCCAGAUGAGCCGCGAGAACCCUCCAGUAUCUCGUCUGCAUUGCGUCGCGUCGUCCACGAACACAGCGCAUCCGCCCCGAUCUCCAACCUCAGCAUUUCGGCGGCUGACUCAGCGGAGGCUCGGAGAGAUGGACGCGGAAUCGUCCUGGUGACCAAUGAUCUGUGGCAGAAAGAACGACGCAAUCUCCCAUUCGGAGGUGUGGCAGACUCCAAGAGGGUGAAGUGAGGUUCGAACGAUGAUCGCCGGAUUUCGAGUGUGCUCCGCAUCCGGACUUCGGAAGUCCUCGCAGACAGAUGACCGACACUUAGUCAUGCGAUGGAAUGCACUAAAUGCGUCUGGUUGCGGUAGAAAGUACAAACUCGUAGACCACGAGGGGAAAAACGGAGUCCGUGAGCUCAUGCAUAUGCAGAGGAAAGAGUGGACACAUGGAGAUAUAUAGCCAUUGAACGCCAUGGCUAGGAUCAAGACGGGGGCGAUGACAAGAUGCUAGAUGAAGGAUGGUGGCUGAUGCGUUAUGAUGAUGGCAGGAGUGGAGGUGAUGCGAGAGAUCUUCACGAUACGCCUAUCAUAUUUUCGAUGGCCGAUUGUAUAGCAAGUGCGAGCAAGUGACAAAACAAGCAGGGGAAAAAAGACGAGGGCCCAAUGGCGGGCGGAGGAAACGAGCGUUCAUGCAUGGCCCUAAUAUCCGUACCCUCGACCGUUAACGCCCUUCACCGUCCCAGGUGGUAGGCUGACAUUGACGCUAACGGGUUGCGGAGGAGGAAUCCCUACGCCGACAGGCGCGAGCAUCCCGUUG